Tricharina praecox is the source of this 741-nucleotide messenger RNA. RefSeq lists its product as uncharacterized. NCBI's taxonomy places the organism in Eukaryota, Fungi, Ascomycota, Pezizomycetes, Pezizales, Pyronemataceae. Gene Ontology annotation, biological process: tetrahydrofolate interconversion; folic acid-containing compound biosynthetic process. Gene Ontology annotation, molecular function: 5-formyltetrahydrofolate cyclo-ligase activity. Bases 1 to 741 code for a protein of 246 amino acids. The record is from RefSeq and is a predicted model, not a curated record. Gene Ontology annotation, cellular component: mitochondrion. The transcript is spliced from 2 exons.
AUGACGCCCGCGCUGGCGGCCGCGAAGCGUGCGCUGCGUUCUACAAUGAAAAAGACCCUCUCGCAGCUCCCCGCGUCGCUGGUCCAAUCGCAGUCGCAAGUAUGCGUGAAGACGUUUCUCUCGCUGCCAGAAUACGCGGCAGCCUCGCGCCUCAGCGUGUACCUCUCGAUGCCGCAGAAGGAAAUCGACACUUCGACUAUCGUCGAGCACUCGUUGAGCAAUGACAAGCACGUUUAUGUACCCUACAUCCACCGGCGUCCCCCCGGUCAUGCUGCCUCGACUGCGGCGACAUCCCGCCCGGCGCCCCCGGGUCUGAUGGACAUGCUUGCGUUGGCCUCGCUCGAGGACUACCACUCCCUCCAACCCGACUCUUGGGGAAUCCCCACGCUCCCCGAAGACUCGAUCUCGUCGCGGCAAAACGCGCUGGGCGACGCCAAACAUGAUACAACACUGGACUUGAUCGUGAUGCCGGGAGUAGCGUUCGACGAGAGCUUCAAGAGGCUGGGACACGGCAAGGGUUACUACGAUUACUUUCUGACGCGGUAUAACAUGGCGAAGAAGGAAAGCGGGAAGAAGAUGCCGGUGCUGGUUGCGCUGGCGCUCGAUUGCCAGGUAGUGCCGAAAGAUGAGGUGCCCGUUGAUGGAAGUGAUUGGUUGGUAGAUAUCAUUGUGACGGGAGACGGGAGAUGUUUGCGGAGGGAGAGUCUGAAGGAAGAGGAUGAAGGUAUGGUGCCCAAUUAG